Messenger RNA from Myotis daubentonii (Daubenton's bat), 3743 nucleotides. It is a transcript of the gene SKOR2, whose product is annotated as SKI family transcriptional corepressor 2. Gene Ontology annotation, biological process: negative regulation of BMP signaling pathway; negative regulation of transcription by RNA polymerase II. NCBI's taxonomy places the organism in Eukaryota, Metazoa, Chordata, Mammalia, Chiroptera, Vespertilionidae. The record is from RefSeq and is a predicted model, not a curated record. Gene Ontology annotation, molecular function: SMAD binding; DNA-binding transcription factor activity, RNA polymerase II-specific; RNA polymerase II cis-regulatory region sequence-specific DNA binding. Gene Ontology annotation, cellular component: cytoplasm; transcription regulator complex; nucleus.
CGGAGGGCUGGGCCCGGGCUUCCGCGGAGGAGGAGAUGGCUUCCAGCCCGCUGCCGGGGCCCAGCGACAUCCUGCUGGCCUCCCCUUCCAGCGCCUUCCAGCCCGACGCGCUGAGCCAGCCGCGCCCGGGCCACGCCAACCUCAAACCCAACCAGGUGGGGCAGGUGAUUCUCUACGGCAUUCCCAUCGUGUCGUUGGUGAUCGACGGGCAGGAGCGCCUGUGCCUGGCGCAGAUCUCCAACACUCUCCUCAAGAACUUCAGCUACAACGAGAUCCACAACCGCCGCGUGGCGCUGGGCAUCACGUGCGUGCAGUGCACGCCGGUGCAGCUGGAGAUCCUGCGGCGCGCCGGGGCCAUGCCCAUCUCCUCGCGCCGCUGCGGCAUGAUUACCAAACGCGAGGCCGAGCGCCUGUGCAAGUCCUUCCUGGGCGAGAACAGGCCGCCCAAGCUGCCGGACAACUUCGCCUUCGACGUGUCUCACGAGUGCGCGUGGGGCUGCCGCGGCAGCUUCAUUCCCGCUCGCUACAACAGCUCCCGCGCCAAGUGCAUCAAAUGCAGCUACUGCAACAUGUACUUCUCCCCCAACAAGUUCAUCUUCCACUCCCACCGCACGCCUGACGCCAAGUACACGCAGCCGGAUGCCGCCAACUUCAACUCGUGGCGUCGCCACCUGAAGCUCACCGACAAGAGCCCCCAGGACGAGCUAGUCUUCGCCUGGGAGGACGUCAAGGCCAUGUUCAACGGCGGCAGCCGCAAACGCGCGCUGCCUCAGCCGGGCGCGCACCCCGCCUGCCACCCGCUCAGCUCCGUCAAGGCGGCCGCCGUGGCGGCGGCGGCGGCGGCGGCGGUGGCUGGAGGUGGGGGGCUGCUGGGCCCGCACCUCCUGGGGGCGCCACCGCCGCCGCCGCCGCCGCCACCCCUGGCGGAGCUGGCGGGUGCACCCCACGCUCAUCACAAACGGCCGCGGUUCGACGACGACGACGACUCGCUGCAGGAAGCGGCCGUCGUGGCUGCCGCCAGUCUUUCUGCCGCCGCCGCCAGCCUCUCGGUGGCCGCAGCCUCGAGCGGCGCCGGAGCCGGAGGGGGCGGCGCCGGGGGCGGCUGCGUAACCGGCGUUGGCGCCGGCGCGGGCGCCGUGGCCGGCGCCAAAGGCCCGCGCAGUUACCCCGUCAUCCCGGUGCCCAGCAAGGGCUCCUUCGGGGGCGUGCUGCAGAAGUUCCCGGGCUGCGGGGGGCUCUUUCCGCACCCGUACACCUUCCCGGCCGCGGCCGCAGCCUUUGGCUUAUGCCACAAGAAGGAGGACGCGGGUACCGCAGCCGAGGCCCUGGGGGGCGCGGGCGGCGCGGGCACGGGGCCCAAGGCCGGCCUGUCGGGCCUCUUCUGGCCCGCGGGCCGCAAGGACGCCUUCUACCCGCCCUUCUGCAUGUUCUGGCCUCCGCGGACCCCAGGCGGGCUUCCCGUGCCCACCUACCUACAGCCCCCGCCGCAGCCGCCUUCUGCGCUCGGCUGCGCGCUUGGAGAAAGCCCGGCCCUGCUGCGCCAGGCCUUCCUGGACCUGGCCGAGCCCGGCGGCGCGGCUGGGAGCGCCGAUGCUGCGCCACCGCCGGGCCAGCCCCCUCCGGUCGUGGCCAACGGCCCGGGCUCAGGCCCCCCGCCUCCCGCCGGGGCUGCGGGCGCUCGCGAUGCGCUCUUCGAGUCGCCCCCGGGCGGCAGCGGCGGGGACUGCAGCGCGGGCUCCACGCCGCCCGCGGACCCAGGCGGUGUGUCGGGCGCAGGGGCCACGACGGCUGGAGUGGGCCCCGGGGGCGCCCGAGUGCCCGCGCCCCACCACCCACACCUCCUGGAGGGGCGCAAGGCGGGCGGAGGCAGCUACCAUCAUUCGAGCGCCUUCCGGCCGGUGGGCGGCAAGGACGACGCGGAGAGCCUGGCCAAGCUGCACGGGGCGUCCGCGGGCGCGCCGCACUCGGCGCCAGCGCAUCACCACCAUCACCAUCACCACCCGCACCACCACCACCACCACACCCCGCAGCCGCCGUCGCCGCUGCUGCUGCUGCCCCCGCAGCCCGACGAGCCGGGGUCUGAGCGCCACCACCCCGCCCCGCCGCCGCCCCCGCCCCCGCCGCCCCCGCUGGCCCCGCCGCCGCACCACCGAGGCCUCCUGUCCCCCGGCGGCACCAGCUGCAGCUACCCCAGCGAGGACAGCUCCGAGGACGAGGAGGACGAGGAGGAGGAGCAGGAGGUGGACGUGGAGAGCCACAAACCCCCCGAAGGCGAAGAGGAGGAGGAGGAAGGUCGAGACCCCGACGACGACGAGGAGGAAGACGAGGAGACGAGGGUCCUGCUGGGGGACCCCUUAGUCGGGGGCGGCCGGUUCCUUCAGGGCCGAGGGCUGUCGGAGAAGGGGAGCAGCCGGGACCGCGCACCGGCCGCCGCGGGCGCUUUCCCACUGACCCUGAACUCCUCCAGGCUGCUGCCCGAGGACGGGAAACUGGGUGACCCCGGCGGCUCGGACUUGCCCCCGCCCCCGCCCCCACCCCUGGCUUCCCAGAAAGCGAGCGGCGGCGGCGAUAGCAGCAGCAGCCCGGGCAGCCCGGUCCACCAUCCAUCAUUGGAGGAGCAGCCCUCCUACAAAGAUAAUCAGAAAACUAAGGAAAAUAACCAAGUUAUUUUAUCUACAAAAGAUGACAACUUUUCAGAUAAGAACAAGGAGCACAGCUUUUUCAUCACAGACUCUGAGGCUUCCGGAGGAGAUUUUUGGAAAGAAAGAUCAGGUGAACACACUCAAGAAACAAAUUCACCUCAUUCUCUCAAAAAGGAUGUAGAAAAUAUGGGGAAAGAAGAACUUCAGAAGGUUUUAUUUGAACAAAUAGAUUUACGGAGACGACUGGAACAAGAAUUCCAAGUGUUAAAAGGAAAUACAUCUUUCCCAGUAUUCAAUAAUUUCCAGGACCAGAUGAAAAGGGAACUAGCCUACCGAGAAGAAAUGGUGCAACAGCUACAAAUUAUCCCCUAUGCAGCAAGCUUGAUCAGGAAAGAAAAGCUUGGUGCCCAUCUCAGCAAAAGUUAAACGGUGCACAGAACCACUUACUCUUGUUCUUUUGUAAGAUACAGCCUGCCACUGAGCACUUCCGACCCACAUAAAGACUGCGAUUGAAAGGGCUUGGUAAUCAAAUAGAAAAUCAGAUUCAGGAGAACCCAAGGACAAGUGACCUCAAAGCCGCAUGGACAACCAUGUAAAAUAGACUGUGGCGGCCAUUGGUUAGUGGGGGGAGGGGAUGCCAACCAGAGCCGGCAAUGCUUGUCGCAUCUUUUGGUGGAACCAAAGUUUGAGUCUUUGUGUUUUUAAAGGCCAACUGAACCCAGAGCAUUGGGAGUGCUGUUAGCCAAGCAGGGUGGGAAAUUCAUGGACCGAAAUUCAGUGUUGCACACGUGGAGAGGGCAGCUCUAAAGACUGUCUGUAACUUUUGAAGAAGUGAUUCUUUGUGGAAAGAAAACACAAAACCUGUCCUUGGAGUGGGGGUCACGUUUCGACAGCUAGGAUGGCAUCAGCCGUGUAAACUGCUUUUCAUAGCAAACUGGACGGACUUUCACGUGGCCCCUUCCUCUCUGGUACUUUGCCUGCUGUAUGAAUGAAGAUUGUAUUCCUCUGGAAAUAUUUUACAGUUUAAUAUUGAGUGUAAUUAAGAAUAUAAUCAUGUUAUCAAAAAUGGUAUUUAACUGUUGUAGUUUCUUUAACAUUCAU